CUUCUUAUCACCAGACAUUGUGAGUGGCCUAGAAUAAAUAACUUUGAGUAAUUGAAUAAUAUGAGUUGACUAAUAUUACCUCAAAGUCGCAAGGAAAUAUUAUAUAGCUCAAUUAUACAUAUCCAUCAUUCAAGGCAAAACAAGAAAAAGUCCAGUACACAGGCCAUGGAGUUUAGUGAGUGGUGUCAUUCUAUGGAAGUUUCACUAAGUUCUGUCAACUCUGAUGGUUAUAUUCGACCAUACAGCAUUUCAAUUAUUCCAGAAGCACUUAAAAAAUCAAACGAAGAUGCUUACACACCAAGGGCAGUCUCAAUCGGACCCAAAUUCAAGGGAACUAGAGAACACUUACUUCUCAUGGAAAAUAUCAAAAGACAGUGCAUGACGCAUCUUUUUCACAGAGAACAACACAACAUGUCCCCUCAUGGAAAGCUGAGAGCAUGCUGCCAAGUAAUCUGGAAUCUAAACAACCAGAUUCGAACAAGUUAUGUUGCUGACAUCAACCUAGAACAACACGAACUCGCGAAAAUCAUGUUAGUGGACGGUUGUUUUCUGUUAGAGGUUCUCAUAUCAAAAGAGCUAGAUCAUGAACUACCAUGCCAGUUGAAAUCUCCUUCUCCUGCAGCUCAACUCCUGAGAGAUGAAGAUGUCUUGUCUGAUCUCACUUUGUUGGAGAAUCAGAUCCCGAUUUUCGUCCUCCACGAGCUUUCUCGAUAUUGA
Vicia villosa (hairy vetch) is the source of this 717-nucleotide messenger RNA. Its product is annotated as UPF0481 protein At3g47200-like. Bases 166 to 717 code for a protein of 183 amino acids. The record is from RefSeq and is a predicted model, not a curated record. The transcript has a single exon. Lineage: Eukaryota; Viridiplantae; Streptophyta; Magnoliopsida; Fabales; Fabaceae.